AUGGGAAUCAGAAUCGAUCCGCGCGCGCGUCUCGUCGUCGGCUCCGCGGCGAUGGAGAACAUCACCAAACGCGGCGGCGGUCCGCACCACAUGCACCGCGCGGCGUUCGACGGCGCGCUGGACAAAAACGGCCGCGCGUCGUACGUUCGAUUCGAGUUCCCGUUCGCGAAGGUCCCGUCCACCGGGGGCGAAUCCGAGGCGUCGAGCGCGGCGGACGAUUCUUCCGACGCGCGCGCGCGCGAACCCACCGCGCCCUUCCCAAUCCGGGGCCACUUCGACGCCGCGACGCCGUGGAAGCUGGACGACCCCGCGCUCGCGACGGACGCAUGGGCGCCGCAGACGAACUUCGCGCGCUUCCACUACAUCAUGCGCGACCUCACGAACGAUCCCGCGGGCGCGAGCGGGCCUUGGGACGAGCGCGGCGAGUCCACGCUCAACCCCCAGAUGGACGCCGCGGAGCGGUACUACCAGCCCAUCAAAAACCACCCGCACGACGCGACGACGCCGCUGGAGAAGAAGCUCGUCCCGACCAAGGCGCGCACGCAGACGACGACGCGGUUCAAGUCGUACCAGAGUGAAUCGAUCGUCUCCGAGCCCGUGAAUAUUCGCGACCUCGCCGCGUACGUCAAGACGAUGCGUCCUCGGUGCGCGCACGACCUCAAGCCGAUGUGCUACCUCCUGCAGUCGCUGACGGAGCAGCUUCUGGACGACAAGAUCGCGUUCGCGGCGGAGGAGCGAGAGGCGCUGCGGAAGGAGCUGAGGAAGAAGAGCGACAGGCUCGACGCGUACGUGCGCGCGUGCGGCGCGGACGCGCCGGAGCGCGCGGAGGAGGCGGCGGCGGCGAAGAUUCAAGCCGCCGCGAGGAGCCGCGCGGCGCGGAAGCGAGCGGACGCGAAGCGUCGCGAGAGGGAGGCGAAGCGUCGCGGGAGCGCGGCGACGCGGAUACAAGCGGCGCACCGGGGAAACAUGGCGAGGAAGAAGGUGAAAGAGAUGAAGGGGUAGCGCUCAUCAACUUGUGUAUCUUAUAGCGGCGAGGAGAUCAGAUC
Messenger RNA from Micromonas pusilla CCMP1545, 1046 nucleotides. RefSeq lists its product as uncharacterized. Gene Ontology annotation, molecular function: protein binding. The record is from RefSeq and is a predicted model, not a curated record. Bases 1 to 1002 code for a protein of 333 amino acids. NCBI's taxonomy places the organism in Eukaryota, Viridiplantae, Chlorophyta, Mamiellophyceae, Mamiellales, Mamiellaceae. The transcript is spliced from 2 exons.